Molecule: messenger RNA, 3185 nt
Organism: Monascus purpureus
Lineage: Eukaryota; Fungi; Ascomycota; Eurotiomycetes; Eurotiales; Aspergillaceae
Source: the annotation of a GenBank genome assembly
CAGAGAUUUGAAGCCAAACAUGCUCGUGUUGUUUUGCCUGGCAGAAUUUUGGGCGGUGGAUUUAGCAUGUUUUUGCAUGUUAAAAACUUUUGAACCCCCAACUCUACAAGACCCACCAGCAACGCUUAGAUCAGAUUUCCCCUUCAGGCAACUUAAAAUUCUCGUAACAGUUGUAUUCUGCAUACAAACAAGUCCUUUUCUUUCUUUCUUUACCCGACUGUUCUCGGCAGAAAAGCUCAGCUUCUCACGCCUGUUCUGUUCUGUUCGGCUGACAUCCGCAAAUAAUACGAGAAGAAUGUGUGACUGAUGACCUCUGUACAGUUACCCACGCGUCAUGGAGCUGCAGGCAGAGGACUUUCACCAUCCUUAUUCUCCGUACGGCAUUCAGCUCCAGUUUAUGCGCGCCUUGUAUACCUGUCUGGAAGAAGGAAAGGUCGCCGUCUUUGAAUCUCCCACUGGUACUGUACGUCACUGUGGCACUAUUAUUCCCCUAAAAGAAAGAGUCUCUAAGCUUUCUUUCUUAGGGAAAAUCCCUAAGUCUAAUUUGUGGUUCCUUGACUUGGCUCCGCAACCAUAAGCGCAAAGCUUUCCAAGAGACUGUCGACAGUACAACAUGUCUGGACAUCUCGUGGUGUUUGAUCCCCUACAGUUUCUAAUUGCCUCGUAGGUGAUAAUGGCGAACCAGAGUGGAUGCUGGAAUUCGCCAAACGCGAAUCUCAUCGUGCAAUCUCGGAAAGGAAGGAGCUGGAAGCGCGGCUGGCAAGAGCUCGCUUAGAGGAGGAAAAGCGAAGGGCCUCCUUCAAUGAGAGGCCUAAAAAGAAGCAGAGAUUUUCUUCGCCCCCUCCGGACCUCGAUGCACUGGAUGACGGUCGAUUUGCUCUUGAGGAUUACGAGAGCGAGAGUGAUGAGCCCAAAACGUACAUAAAUAGACCAGACCCUUACAAUGGUCUGUCUGCUAGUACGCUAGCUUUACUGGAACGUUUCAAGGGCCAAAUUUCCGGCCAGGCCUCAGAACUCCAAGACCCGGAAGAUGAUGACGUGAAGAUAUUCUACUGUUCGAGGACACACUCCCAGUUGACACAGUUUGCGGCUGAACUGCGGCGUGUUACUGUCCCAUCAAGCAUACCUGAAGACCUCAGUACGCACGGCAAUGAUGAUAUCUUACAACUCGGGGAGCGUGUGAAGCAUGUAUCUCUUGGAUCUCGGAAAAACUUGUGCAUCAAUCCGAAAGUAGCUGCUUUGGGAAACGCAACUUCAAUCAAUGAACGCUGCCUGGAUCUGCAACAACCGAGCGUCAGUGCCCGAAUGAGAUGUCCUUAUCUACCGUCGAAGGAUAGCGAAGCUUUGAAUUUGCAAUUUCGAGACCACGCAUUGGCCAGUAUCAAAGAUAUUGAGGACUUGGGUAAAGUCGGCAAGCAGCUUGGCCUCUGCCCGUACUACGCAUCACGUUCUGUAGUCAAACAUAGCGAGAUCAUCACCCUUCCAUACCCACUGCUGCUUCAGAAGUCAGCUCGAGAAGCACUUGAUCUUUCAAUAAAGGGCCACGUUGUAAUCAUUGAUGAGGCCCACAAUCUCAUGGAUGCGAUAUCUAAUAUUCACUCUGUCACCGUCACACUCUCUCAGCUGCGAAUGGCACACUCCCAGCUGACUGCCUAUGCACGAAGGUUUAAGACACGGUUAAAAGGGAAGAACAGGUCCUAUAUCGCCCAGGUCAUCAGGCUUAUCGACUCUAUCGCGACUCGUCUCCGCUCAAUACUCGAAAGCAAGGGGGCAUCUGAAGGUUCCAUACAGGCUUCGGACCUCAUGGCUGGGAAGGGUGUUGAUCAGAUCAAUCCGUACAAGCUGUCGCAAUACUUACAGGAAAGUAAACUGGCAAGGAAGGUUGACGGCUAUUCUGAUUACUCGCAAGCACAAACGACCGGCCAGCCGAGCGAGACGCCGACAACUCCAGUACUCUUUCAUAUACAGAGUUUUCUCCUGCCGCUCAUGAACCCGUCCGCUGAAGGACACUUGUUUUAUCUGAAAAGCCAGGGUGACGUUCAAUUAAAAUAUAUGCUCCUUGAUCCAACUAACCAUUUUCGGGAUAUUGUUGAAGACGCCAGAGCGGUAAUAUUGGCAGGCGGGACAAUGUCACCUAUGACGGACUAUGUAAACCAUCUCUUUUCCUAUGUCGGACCUGAUCGACUGAAGACGUUCAGUUACGGCCAUGUUAUCCCACCGGAGAAUCUAACGGCACAAUCGCUGGGCAAGGGAGUUCUGGGCUCGGAGUUCAGCUUUACCUACAAUGCUCGCGAUUCCGAAAAAAUGGUAGGAUUUACUGGCCUCCCUCUGUAUUUUCCUGGUUCUCUCCAAGCAAUGGCAGGUAAAGAGCGAAUAUUCAUAUGAACCUUAAAUACUCUAACGCAUCUUAGAUACUUGACCUUGGACAAACCAUUGCCACACUUUGUCAGGUCAUCCCUGAUGGCGUUGUCGCCUUUUUCCCGAGCUAUGAUUACUUAAGUUCCGUGCUGAGUAUAUGGAAAAGGCCCGUCGAUGGUGGUGCACGCCAGUCAACGUUUAGUCUCAUUGAACAGAGAAAGCCCAUCUUCUACGAAUCACGUGGAGCUGUUUCCAAAACCGAGGAAAUACUUCAAGAAUACACAGCCGCUGUUGAAUCAGGUUCAGGAGCUUUACUUCUCUCUGUCAUUGGUGGAAAGCUAUCGGAGGGUAUUAACUUCUCCGACGAGCUUGGGAGAGGCGUGCUUAUCAUCGGGCUUCCCUUUCCCAACAUACACAGCGUAGUCUGGCAGUCGAAGAUAAGGUAUGUUGAAGAAAAAGCUCUGAAACAAGGCUCUGGAUCCGAGGAACAUAAAAGGACUAUGGCGAAGGCUUCCGGAAGAGACUUCUACGAGAACGCAUGCAUGCGUGCGGUUAAUCAAAGCAUUGGUCGGGCAAUCCGGCAUCGAAAUGAUUACGCCGCGAUCAUUAUGAUUGACAAAAGGUACGAUACACCCCGUAUACAAGGGAAACUGCCUACCUGGAUCAGACAGAGCUUUGUAUCCAGCCCUACACAUCGCCCAGCUGGCGUGAUCUUAAGCAGUCUCUCCAAAUUUUUCGCGAGGCAGGCAAGCUAGCAAGAAAUAUAUAUAUCUCAUUAUAAUAUUGACGCCAGAUUUCCGUUAAAUUAGCAAAAUUGUCCGUAUCUG